Racocetra persica is the source of this 193-nucleotide messenger RNA. Lineage: Eukaryota; Fungi; Glomeromycota; Glomeromycetes; Diversisporales; Gigasporaceae. The record is from the annotation of a GenBank genome assembly.
GUAAGGAUAACCCGAGUAAGGCUUGCGGAGAAUAUACUGGUUGUGUAAAUCGAGAACUUUUUAUCGAAUGCGUCGAAGGUGAAUGCCCUUGUGGAUCAUAUUGCCAAAACAGACGAUUUCAAGAUGCUAAUUAUGCCAAAGUAGAUGUUAUAUUUCUUCCACUUAAGGGAUAUGGAUUAAGAGUAUUGGAACC